CUUUCCACGUCCGCCAUUUUGACAUACGGUACUUUUCGAGAGUGUUGGUUUUAUGUUUUAUCGUUUCUCGUGAAAAUAAUCUUUUUUACUGAAACGUAAGUAACGUAAGUGGCUUAUACGGGCAACGUGACAUUAGGGGAAAGUCUCAAUACUCAAACAACGUUUUUAAAUAAUGGAACUUUGAGCGGGGAACCUUUGACGAUUUGCUGGGGAGUAGGUCGAAGGUGACAGACAACCGGGUGUACGAAGUGGCUUCGCAAACCGCACAAUAUCUUCCGCCUUGCUCGCAAUACUUCGGUAUUGGCGUUUUAGGUAGCCGAUCACGUUUUAAAAGUGAAUAGAUCACCAGCAAAACGCUCUAGAGUGAUCCUUAACGGUAUUUACAUAAUCAGCACUAGCCAUGGGGAAUAUGUUUGCAACAUUAUUCAAAGGCCUUUUUGGCAAAAAAGAAAUGAGGAUUUUAAUGGUAGGCCUUGAUGCAGCGGGUAAAACCACAAUUCUGUACAAAUUAAAAUUAGGGGAAAUUGUUACCACAAUUCCUACUAUAGGCUUCAAUGUAGAAACAGUUGAAUACAAGAAUAUAAGUUUUACUGUUUGGGACGUGGGUGGUCAAGACAAAAUCAGACCUCUUUGGCGACAUUACUUUCAAAAUACACAAGGACUGAUAUUUGUCGUCGAUAGUAAUGACAGGGAACGUAUCGGUGAAGCACGCGAAGAAUUGAUGAGAAUGUUAGCAGAAGAUGAACUUAGGGAUGCAGUACUCCUUAUAUUUGCUAACAAACAGGAUCUCCCAAAUGCAAUGAACGCAGCGGAAAUUACCGACAAGUUGGGGCUGCACUCUCUCCGCAAUCGCAAUUGGUACAUUCAAGCAACGUGUGCUACAAGUGGAGAUGGACUUUACGAGGGCCUCGAUUGGCUCUCUAAUCAGCUCAAAAAUGCCAAUCGCUAA
This is a messenger RNA of Eufriesea mexicana, 949 nucleotides long. RefSeq names its product ADP-ribosylation factor 1 (gene Arf79F). The record is from RefSeq and is a predicted model, not a curated record. Gene Ontology annotation, molecular function: GTPase activity; GTP binding. Bases 401 to 949 code for a protein of 182 amino acids. Lineage: Eukaryota; Metazoa; Arthropoda; Insecta; Hymenoptera; Apidae. The transcript is spliced from 5 exons.